Neoarthrinium moseri is the source of this 2655-nucleotide messenger RNA. RefSeq lists its product as uncharacterized. Gene Ontology annotation, biological process: glycogen catabolic process. Gene Ontology annotation, molecular function: pyridoxal phosphate binding; glycogen phosphorylase activity. Bases 1 to 2655 code for a protein of 884 amino acids. The record is from RefSeq and is a predicted model, not a curated record. Gene Ontology annotation, cellular component: cytoplasm. The transcript has 7 exons. Lineage: Eukaryota; Fungi; Ascomycota; Sordariomycetes; Amphisphaeriales; Apiosporaceae.
AUGGCGACCGAACAGCGUAUUCCCCUCAGGGAGCGUAGGCCCUCGACCUCUGCUCCAAUCGUGGACAUUGUUGGGUCCGUCGGCCCGGCUGGAAUCUCUCGGCCCAAGCACAAGCGGACUUACACCGGGUUCGGUGCUGGCGAUGUCAAAAGUGUAGAAGCUUCGAUCCCCGAGCCGCAGAGGGAGGCCUGGACCAAACACCAAGUCAAGGGUUUCACCGACGCAGACGGCUUUGAGAAGGAGGUUGUCCGCCAUGUCGAAACCUCCCUGGCCCGCAGCUUGUUCAACUGCGACGAAGGCGCCGCGUAUUCAGCUGCCGCCCUGGCCUUCCGCGACCGUCUCAUCACCGAAUGGAACAAGACGCAGCAGCGCCAGACAUUCUCCGAUACCAAGCGUGUUUACUACCUCAGUCUGGAGUUUUUGAUGGGCCGCGCGUUUGACAACGCUAUACUCAACCUUGGCCUCAAGGACGUCGCAAAGGAGGGCCUGACGGAACUAGGCUUCCGCAUCGAAGACAUCAUUGAGCAGGAGCACGAUGCUGCUCUGGGCAAUGGUGGUCUCGGCCGACUUGCUGCCUGUUUCCUCGACAGUCUUGCUUCUCUCGACUACCCUGCUUGGGGCUACGGUCUGAGAUACCGAUACGGUAUCUUCAAACAGGAGAUCAUCAAUGGCUACCAGGUUGAGGUACCCGACUACUGGCUCGACUUCAACCCCUGGGAGUUUCCUCGACACGAUGUCACUGUUGAUAUCCAAUUCUAUGGCAGCGUCCGCAAGUCGCAGGACGAAAACGGCAAGUCCGUCGCCCACUGGGAGGGCGGCGAGAUCGUGACGGCUGUUGCCUAUGAUGUCCCCAUCCCAGGAUAUGCUACUCCCUCCACCAACAACCUGCGGUUGUGGUCCAGCAAGGCCUCGAGCGGGGAGUUUGACUUCCAAAAGUUCAACAACGGAGAGUAUGAGAGCUCAGUCGCUGACCAGCAACGAGCUGAGACCAUCAGCGCGGUUCUCUAUCCCAAUGACAAUCUCGACCGAGGAAAGGAGCUGCGGCUCAAGCAACAGUAUUUCUGGGUGGCCGCGUCACUGCAUGACAUUGUCCGCCGCUUCAAGAAAUCCAAGCGCCAGUGGAGUGAAUUCCCUGACCAGGUGGCCAUUCAGUUGAACGAUACCCACCCAACCCUUGCCAUCGUUGAGUUGCAACGGAUUCUUGUGGAUAUUGAGGGCCUGGAGUGGGAUGCAGCCUGGAAUAUCGUCACAUCAACGUUUGGCUACACGAACCACACAGUUCUGCCAGAGGCAUUGGAGAAAUGGCCUGUCGGCUUGUUCCAGCACUUGCUUCCGCGACACCUCCAGAUCAUCUACGAUAUCAACCUGUUCUUCUUGCAGAGCGUGGAGAAGAAAUUCCCCGGCGACAGAGAUCUCCUUACCAGGGUCUCCAUCAUUGAGGAGUCUCAACCAAAAAUGGUGCGCAUGGCAUUCUUGGCCAUUGUCGGUUCUCACAAGGUCAAUGGUGUUGCCGAGCUGCACUCCGACCUCAUCCAAACCACCAUCUUCAGGGACUUUGUCAGUAUCUUCGGCGCUGACAAGUUUACCAAUGUCACAAACGGCAUCACUCCGCGUAGAUGGUUGCACCAGGCGAACCCUAGGCUAUCUGAGCUGAUUGCAAGCAAGGCGGGCGGCCACGACUUCUUGAAGGAUCUGACCUUGCUCAACAAGAUUGAAGAGUACGCGGGUGACAAAGAGUUCAAAAAGGAAUGGGCCGAGAUCAAGUAUGCCAACAAGGUCCGUCUGGCUCGAUACAUCAAGCAAACCUUGGACGUAACAGUCAAUCCGGCCGCUCUUUUCGACGUUCAGGUGAAGCGAAUUCACGAGUACAAACGUCAGCAACUGAACAUCUUCGGCGUCAUCCACCGCUAUCUGACGUUGAAGGCCAUGAGUCCCGAGGAGAGGAAGAAACAGCAGCCGCGUGUCUCCAUCUUCGGCGGAAAGGCAGCACCUGGCUACUGGAUGGCCAAGCAGAUCAUUCACUUGAUCAACAAUGUUGGUGCUGUCGUCAACAAGGAUGCCGACAUUGGCGACCUUCUCAAGGUCAUCUUCUUGGAGGACUACAAUGUCAGCAAGGCCGAGAUGAUUAUCCCAGCUUCCGAUCUCAGCGAGCACAUCUCCACUGCUGGUACAGAGGCUUCUGGCACCAGCAACAUGAAGUUCGUCCUCAAUGGUGGGUUGAUCAUCGGCACAUGCGACGGUGCAAAUAUCGAGAUCACCCGGGAGAUCGGACAAGAAAAUAUCUUCCUCUUCGGCACGCUGUCUGAGGACGUCGAGGAACUGCGCCACCAGCACACCUACGGCUCACACAACGUUGAUUCAAACCUGACCAAGGUCUUCGAGGCGAUCCAAAACGGGACAUUCGGCGAGCCUAACGACUUCGGCGCCAUGGUUGCCGCCGUUCGUGACCAUGGCGACUACUACCUUGUGUCGGAUGACUUCCAGAGCUACAUCGACACACAGAAUAUGGUCGACACCGAGUACCGGAACCAGGACGAGUGGGUAACCAAGUGCAUCCGCAGCGUGGCGAGGAUGGGUUUCUUCAGCUCUGACCGUUGCAUCAACGAGUAUGCCGAGGGCAUCUGGAACGUCGAGCCGCUUGCCGUCAAGAACUAA